AUGACGGUCGCUUUGGUUUCGAUAGUACUCUUUAGCUCACUAGUCAUUAUUCAUGGAUCGCAUUUUCUCGGCGGCACUAUUUCGUGGCAUCCAUUUCAUGAAUCUGCUACUGGAUCCCCGGUUGCGAUUGUAAUAACUCAGACAUAUUCAUGGACAUAUUCACUGAUUACAUGUACAACGGCUGACAUUACUACCAAUGAAUUAAUUCAUGUUGGCUCAUAUACUUAUCUGACAACUCAAACACUCGAUUGCAUAAGCAAUUGCUAUUCUGGCGCAGCUGGUUACGUUCCACCUAGUGUCAGACCACGAUGCACGGAUAUUUCAGCACCGUUGGGCACUACUGUUGGACAGCGUUCUGAUAUUGUCUAUUUGUCAGCGAGCAAUGACUUUACUGCUGCUUUUCAACAAAAUGCCUGGCGCCCCCUAGCGACAGCAUUAAGUGCUUCCUGGUCAAUCGCAACACACAUUAAAGUCCAGCCAAGAUCCGAUAAUGGCCUGUACAACAGUGCACCUGUGGCGACUAUGAUGUCUCCGAUCGAAAUCCCUGUAAAUCGUCCCACAGCUGUUACCGUACCUGUCGGUGACGCGGAUGGUGAUACGACACGUUGUCGAUGGUCAACAUCGUCAAAUGGUAUUGAUGAAUGUGGUGGUGUAUGUCCACCUCAUUCACUACCGCCGAAUGCUAUCAUCUAUCCAAACUGUACUAUUAUCAUUACUGGUCAGACGGUUGACAACUGGUUUGCUGUAGCAAUCAUGGUCGAAGAUUUUAUUUCUCCGACGAGCACUACCCCACUCAGUGCGGUACCCGUACAAUUUCUUGUUCAUGUUGUUAAUUCACCAUCGUGUACUACUGAGCCAGUCAUUGCUGGAAUACCGCUUGAAGACUCCUGUACACCUAUAACAGUCGGUCAAACAUUUCACUCGAUGCUAAUUGCGAUUAAUCAUUGUGGUGCAAGUGUAACCAUUGUCGAUAUUUCGACAUUAUCAUUUUCUGGCAUGAUAAAAGGAGAUCUCAUCGAAUUCAAUACGUCAACCUACUACAAAACACUUUCAUGGACACCUACAUCAUCUCAACUUGGCUAUCAAGUUAUGUGUGCCAUGGCUUUAAACAGCCAAAAUGCUCAAUCAGCGCAAUAUUGUUUCAAAUUCUACGUUUCGCAAAAUAACGAACGACUUCGACAACAACCACAACAACAACCACGACAACAACGACAACAACAACAACCACGACAACAACAACAACAACAACGACAACAACCACGACAACGACAACAACAACAACUACGACAACGACGACAACAACCACGACAACGACAACAACAACUACGACAACGACAACAACAACAACUACGACAACGACAACAACAACAACCACGACAACGACAACAACAACAACUACGACAACGACAACAACAACAACCACGACAACGACAACAACAAAGAAACGUAUGUCUACAUUGA
Molecule: messenger RNA, 1461 nt
Organism: Rotaria sp. Silwood1
Lineage: Eukaryota; Metazoa; Rotifera; Eurotatoria; Philodinida; Philodinidae
Source: the annotation of a GenBank genome assembly